CUGUCUACCAAAGCUUCUGUUCUUCGAUUUGGUGCUUCUUUUGACCAAAACCCUACAAUUUCUAUGCAAUUGCAUCAUUUCCUGCUAAUUUGCAUCCAGGGAUCGUGAUUCAGUUCUUUCUUUGUUGAUUUGUUCAGAUCUUCACGUGUUUGUCUAAAAUGCGUGCACCAUCAUUGUUUACACAAUGUUUGCCUGGCUUGGCGCCCCAUGACUGGGUAGCUCAAAGCAUGUCCAUCGCAUCUGAUAAGGAGAUGCAUCUGCCUUCACCAGCUGUUGAGAUUAUACCCUCUAAGAUGGGAUACCCGCACAGAUAUGCUGGUGAGAGCAUAGACGGGCAAGGAGUAAACCUCUUGAAGGGCAGAGUUAGUGUCUCAGAUCUUAUAGGCACAGAGUUGAUUUCAUCAAAACCUGAUGCAUCUUUGAAAUCCUGGGAUAGCUCGUUUGAACUUGUUAACAUCCUUAAGCAUGAGAUUCGGGAUGGACAGCUAAGCUUCAGAGGCAAAAGGGUGCUUGAGCUUAGUUGUGGCUAUGGAAUCCCAGGGAUCUUUGCUUGUCUGAAGGGAGCUUCAACAGUACACUUUCAAGAUUUAAAUGCCGAAACUAUAAGAUGCACAACUAUCCCAAAUGUCCUGGUCAAUCUUGAGCAGGCUCGGGACAGGCAGAGCCGUCAGCCUGAGAGUCCCCUUACACCGUCAAGGCAGAUUCUUUCCCCUGUGGUUCACUUUUAUGCUGGACAGUGGGAAGAGCUUGCUGGAGUCUUAUCUGUUGUAAAGAACAAUGUACUGGAAGUGCCGCCACCAACGAACCUCAGCUUCUCGGAGGAGGAUUUUAUGGAUGGAUUUAGUAGCCAUGAUGGUAGCAUCAUGGGACAAGAAAAUUCCUCGAGGCGAUCAACGAGGCUUUCAGGAAGUAGGGUCUGGGAGAGGGCUAAUGACACAGACAUUGGAGGAGGAUAUGACGUCAUAUUGAUGACUGAUAUUCCUCAUUCAGCAACUUCUUUGAAAAAGCUGUUUGCAUUAAUUAAAAAGUGCUUGAAGCCUCCUUAUGGAGCAUUGUUCUUUGCCACAAAAAAACAUUAUGUUGGCUUCAACAGCGCAGCACGGCAAUUAAGAAGCCUGGUAGACGAGGAAGGUAUUUUUGGAGCUCAUUUAGUUAAAGAAACGACAGACGCAGAAAUUUGGAAGUUCUUUCUUAAAUGAACACAUGAUCAAGCAUCCACAAGAAAUGAUCAGUGAGAUUACCACCAGAUUGUUAAAUCUUUCAUUUUUUUUAACCCUUAUAGCCUUUGCUAGUUGCAUGUCUAGAGCAUAUGGCUUAUAUGUUCAGCUUAUAAUUGAAGAGAGAAAUGAUACUGAGCUUCCAAUUUUUUUGCCUUGUGUUACCAUCUUUAUUUCAUUUCCCAUCCAGUAUCUACUUCACUUUUUAGCUGUACAUUUUAAUAGUUACUGAUUCUAUUGGUUCUUUUAUUAGACAGUUAACUGUAUUACUUCCUUAACUUUAAAAUGUAUUAUUCAAA
This is a messenger RNA of Cynara cardunculus var. scolymus (artichoke), 1516 nucleotides long. Its product is annotated as histidine protein methyltransferase 1 homolog. The record is from RefSeq and is a predicted model, not a curated record. Bases 159 to 1199 code for a protein of 346 amino acids. NCBI's taxonomy places the organism in Eukaryota, Viridiplantae, Streptophyta, Magnoliopsida, Asterales, Asteraceae. The transcript has 8 exons.